GCGACGACGGAUGCACGAAUUAUCAACAACUAAACGACAGAACUCGGGCUGCAAGCAUUCACCGUGGCAACACCCUUAGAUGCGAUCAGAAGGAUCUGGCAACUAAAUGGUACAGAUUUACCGGUGCAUCUGGAACUAUGAUGCCCACUUCGUGUGUUCCAAAACAUUACUGUGGAACACAUGCACCUGGGUGGUUGAGCGGUGCGCAUCCAACAGGAGUUGGACAAACUGUUAGCAGCAAAGUUUGUUUUCACUGGGGAGGAAGCUGUUGUCACUGGCAUACUUAUGUUAAAAUAAAGAAAUGCAAUGGUUUUUACGUCUAUAAGCUUGGAAAGACUCCUCACUGUUGGCUUCGAUAUUGCGGCAAUGCAGGAUUCGGUGAGCUUUUAUAUUUUUGGGGGGCAAGGAAGUAAUGUUUAAUUCUUUCGUGCUAAUGUGUUCUUCGGAAAGAUAAUGUUUGUUGUCUUUGCUUUUUGUUUGUCCAUGCAAAGGUAACGAAAUACUAUAGUUCACAGCCUUUCUCCAACUUUAACCAUUAUUCUUUAUAAGCUAAAGCGUUUGGCAAUUAAGCUACAUUUAUUGUGUAUAUUUCUUUCAUAUCGCCCACGUCCCCCAUAUCAUACAAAAUGUUUUGUCACUCUCCCUUUCGGCCAGAACAAGAGAAGAUGAAAUUAUAUUCCCUGUUCUAAUCAAUUAAAGCCAAAUUAUCAGCUACAGCUACAUCAUUUAUGCACUGGUUUAACACAAGAGAGGAUUAUCCUCUCUUGUUUAACAUUCACAUUGGUAAGAUAAUAAUAAUAAUAAUAAUAAUAAUAAUAAUAAUAACAAUAAUAAAGAUGUAUUUUGUGUCGAAAUGGUAUGACGAAUGCAGAAUGUGAACUUUUUUUUCCAAAGCUUCAAAGUGGGCGUAAGUGGUAUUUAGAUGAUAAUGAAUGGUAAUGGUGAUGAAAAGGAUAAAAACUAGGAUGAUGGUUGUAAUGAGAAUGAAGACAAGUCAUAAUGUUAGCAACGGGACGUAAUGAAGUUGGUGUUGAUGAAUAUUUUAACUGUCAUUCGGUAAAGGUAGUUUGGGAAGAUGGUGUAGAUUGAACUGGGUACUUUACAAGCUAAAGGACAUUAAUUGAUUUUAUAUUACCUUGAACAAAUAGUAAUAUAAUAUUUAAAUAACUUUGAACUUGGAAAUAAGGGAAUUUAGGGGAUCUAUUUUGAUAAGCUAUCACAUGCAGUAGUAUUUAAAACUACUGCUGCCUUCAGAAAAUUCUAAUACUCUCCUUAGAAAAUGUCAAGAUCCCCCUCAUAAUCCUCUGCCCCCCUCUUCCUCUACAUAAUGAAUGAAGCCUUUCGCAAAAUCUCAUGCCCCAGUUGUUCAAAAGGUGGAUAGCACUAUGCCCCGUUUAAUUCUACAUCCAGUGUAUACUGCGUAAAUUGGUUUCUCUAAUAUUUAUUCAGUGGAUAGUGCUUUAUCAGGUAGAUAGCGCAAGUCAGCUUUUGAACCACUGGGGCCAGGCAGUUGACGUAAAAUAUAACAAAACGAAAAUACAGUAACCACAAAUAAAUGCUUUCCUCUAAAAUAGGGCUCAAUUAAUAGAAACACAAUGUUAUUGUUUAUUUACAAAAAAAAAAAAAAGAAACCAGUUAAGUCACGUUUUACUAUGACUUUUACUGUGCCAGAUAUUUGUAAAGUGAACAAACCUUGCAAAAAUGGUGCCACGUGCAUCCCUACCCAAGAUGGUUAUACGUGCCGCUGUAUGUCAGGCUACCAAGGAAAGAACUGCGACCAAGGUAGGGGCUUUGAGGUGCAAAAGUUUUGUUACCAUCAAAACUUCAUACACCAUGAAAAGAACUGAAAUGCAAUUGAUCCUCGGCAACUGAAAGGGUUAUGUUAGGAAAAGUACGAUGGAUGCAUCUUCUUUGAUUUUAAAGAGAUCGAAGAACUUCAAUAGCAUCGGUAUAUUAUUGUUGGUUUUCGGUUUCACGCCAUUGAAAGUAGAUCAAAAUAAAAAUCAAAACCUUUCAAUUGAUAAAGUCCAGAAUCUGGGAAAUGAAAGGAGGUACAUAUACAAAGACCCUCGCCAAGAUUCAGGUCAGAGGAACAUUUCGUAUACGAGAUAUCGGAAGAAAUGUUUUACCCAAACUUAUAGAGAUUUGUAUGGAGACGCCAUGCUGGUGCUCACCUGGAUGAACACCAACGUGUCGGGCGGAAACCAACAGAAACAUCUGUUACCGAGUUUUGCUACAAAAGAGUGAAUUUAUUCUUCGAGAAACUCAUAAACAUCAAAGUAAUACUUUUUCUAAUACACGAACUGAGCAAAAUUUCCUGAAAUAAGUCAUUUUUUUAACCUACAUGACAACUCUCGUAGCCGUCAUAAAUGCCGCGUCACGCAAAAGCUUAGAAAUUCAAGGGUACUCUAUCACAAAACCAAGAAGCCUUUUGAAGCGAAAAUUUGUUUGAAAAUUAGUUUUCAGCUAAUGCGUCGUGAAAGUAAAAUCUGGGUAGGAUCGAUAGUUUUUUAGUUCGAAUUUUAGUGACGUCAUGUGAAAACCAACAAUACCUUUGUUUAUAUGGUUGAUAGGCUACCAAGAAAAAGGAGCCUUUAAAUCUUUCAAUUUCAUUUGAUAUUUUGAUUUGGCAACAUACAUGUAAGUAAGUAAGUAAAAAGUAAGUAAAACUUUAUUUACACAGGGUAGCCCAUUCAGCUCUAAGGCUGGUCUCCAUAGGGGCCCUGUAUCUUAAAAAUUAAAUUACAUCAACAAUUUUCAUGAACUAUUACAUUUAAAAAGCCUAAUAAAAAUACUAUAAUAGAAUUUAAGAACUACAUUAAAAGGCAAAUUUAAGAUGUAAAUGUAUGGCAUCAAAUCGCUGCAACUAAAAAAAGGGCUGAUUUGAAUCUGCUUAAGUGAGACAACGGGUUAAGAAUGUUUAAGAGAACGCAGUCAACAAUAAAAGCGAUAAAAUUUAGAAGUGAAGUGUUUCAGAUAACAAAAUUGUGUUUGUCAAGAUGUAAAUGAAUGUAUCAGAAGACCUUGUCGCAAUGGUGGAACGUGUGAGAAUCUUCCAGGAAGUUACAGAUGCAAAUGCAGGCCAGGUUAUGUUGGAAGACACUGUGAAACUUGUGAGUAUCUUAGCAAAGAAUCCUCCCUUGUAUUGGCAUUCAAUACAGAAAGUCAAGAAUCUGGGAAAUGAAAUAGAUAGCUUAAAUAUGCCAAAAGCCUCGCCAAAAAUCAUGUAUGUGCGAUAUUUCAUACGCGAGAUAAGCGGGAAAAUGUUUUAACCAAAUUUAUAAAGCUUUGUAUGGAGACGUUAUGUUAAUAUCCCUUUGAGGGGCAUUAAUAUGGCGGCCUGGAACCGACAGAAACAUCUGUUUUUGAGUUUUGUUGUAUGUUAAAAACGGGACUUUACAGUUUGAGAAGAAACCUUAAAGAUUAAAUUUAGUAUUUACUCUGAGACAUGGAAUGUUUAGAUCGCAAAAUCUCGAAAAACGGUAACGUUUAUAACCUACAUGAGAGCUUACCCGGCUGUCUUCUAAAUGCCGAACCCUUUCGAACCAAAAAUAUGUAUAAAUAAGGGUGUUUAGCUGCUGAAUUCCUGAUCCCUUGUUUUUAGAUCUAAUUUUUGAAUGUAUUUUUAUAUAAAUAAGGAUCUAACCAAAGAUAACUGUGUUGUGGAAGAUACGAUUAAGAUUUCCUUUUAAAAGAGAAGGGAAGUUACUUUUAGAUAACUAAUCUUAACAUCCUGGCCCCAGUUAUUCCAAGGGUAGAUAGAUAUAUCUGUGUCCAGACCGUAACUCAAUUGGUUUUCUUAAUACUUAUCCACUGGAUAGGGAUUUAAUAGCGGAGCUCUGGCGCGCGAAGCGCGCCUGCGGAGCACCAUGGGUAAGUAAAUCUACCUAUCCCAGAAAAUUUGGUAAUCACGUGACCGUACACCGCCCGCCCGCCCGCCCGCUGCCCGUCCGUCCGCACCACAGGCAAACCAAUGUUUAAUCCCACACUUUCUAGCAUGGAUAAUCCAUGUUUCUAGCUAGUUUGGGAGCAUAGGAAGACUGAUAUUGCACACAUAUUGCACAUCAAUGUUGUGAUCAAUUGACAGCUGUCAAAACAGGGUCCCGCUGACCAGUAUCACCUGACCGUAUCGCGGGCUCACAAUGUGCCGCACAAUUAAAAUUUUGAUUUCAAACUGACCUCGGAAGCCAAGAUUCAGCCAGUUUUUACAGGCAGGGAAGACAUGCCAGCUGCUUUUCACUUUCCUCACCAAGGUCACGCGUUGAUCAAGCUCUACCUCCAGUUUUUAUGCUCUGAUUGGUCAAAAUUUGACAGGUGAGUUCAUGCGGAAAAUUUAUGCAGCAUCUUGAAACUUGUUUACUUUGACAGCUGAAGCUGAUAGAGUUUUUUGUCAACUUGUGAUGUUUUGAUCUGUCUUUUUCCACUGUACAUUGUACAAAAUAAAAUUCAGCUGCUAUCAAGAAUCUUCUGUUAUUCAUGGCUAGUUUGUUUAUCGGGUUUUUGGUUGAGAAAUACGUCGCUUGUCAAAGUCGGAAAUCCGAUUUCGGAUGGCAUCGUUUUCGUUUUCACCUUGCUUGAUGCGUAAGAGGGUUGAAAACUCUGAAGCGAUUUUGGCCUUACUUGAUCGUUUUCAGUGCAUCUUGAAUGGUAAGCCUGAGUAAUUAUUUUAUUUGAUGUUUGUUUUUUAUAUCUAAUUCAAUGAAGUCGAGUGUAGUUUAUAAGGCUGUUUAGUUUAUGCACGUUUGUAAGAUUUGAGACAAUGAUCUGACCGAGUAUCAGGUUUGACUAUAAGCUUAUAGAACUUUAGAAAGCCUUCAGACAUCUUCUCACCGAAAAUAGAGAGAAAACGUUCCUAAGAAUAUUUAGUUAUAAUUCUGGCUGUAAAAGAAAGCUUCGAGCGAUUUUCGGGCCUCGAGUUCAUCUUUGAAAAACGCAAACACCGGGAAGCCGGCUUAAAACAUAAACAAGGAUUUUCAGGGACCCGUUAAUACUUGUCUUCGUGAAUGAAAAUUGUUGUCUCUGUAUAUGUUUCACCGAAUUGUUUUCCUUUUAUUGAUUGUUCGUAGUCUCUUUUGCACUUUUCAUCGCUGUUGUGCCGUUUGUUUUCAGUCGCUCAUGAACAUACAACCCUGGUCAAAACUCUUGGGACACUUACGCAAUAGCUUGUCAAAUUGAGGCAUCUUCCCUCCCCCCUUCCCCCUCGGUGCAAUGUUGGCGUUAUGCAUUGAAGUUUUAAUUCAACACAAUCAACACUGCUUGGGGGAGAGGGGGAGAGCACAAAUAGCCCCUUAUAACAACAUCUCCAAGCCUUUUUAAGAGGUAGAAUACGAGUUAAUUUAGCAAAGUGCGUCUUUGUGCCUAAUUUCCUCAAGUGUCCCAAGACGUUUUGACCAGGGUUGUCUGAAAAUGGGUUUACAAUAAAAAUACAGACUUAUACUAUUUUCCGUGUUCUCAAAUUGUUCCUUUUUUCAUAUAACUGCCCAAAAGUUCCAUGUCUGUACUUUAUGCUUAAAUUAUGCGUUAUUUUGGAAGUUUUUAUAACUGCAGCAGUAGUAUACGCGAAUGUGUGAGAUGGUUUGUGGGUCUAUUUGUGGGGAAAAGUACGAAAAAGUGUUUUCAUGUUAUUUACGUUGUUUUACAGUGAACUCCGACUUGAAAAGAUAGUGCUACAAUUUAGUAAAAGAAGUUGAUUUUAGUUGUUAUCGCCUUAUUUAAGCUGAUUAGGGCAGGUCACAUGACCAAACGGGACGCUCGGAAUGGUCACACGAUCUAUUCAAAAAUUCAAAUGCAAACGAUCGUUUUUCUUAGGGGUGCUAGCAGUUUAGUAAUUUCGGUAGAGUAACGACUUGCUCAUCAAUUGAGUUUAGAGGUAGAAUCCUUGGAAAAUUCAAGGCAAAGAAUGGUACAUGUCAUAACGUAUAGUCGUUGGUCAUGGGCGCUACCGUUGAGAUACUGACACAUUUCUCAGUAACAUUUCUCACUAAAGAAAAGUGAUUUUCAAACGUAUUAUGUGAAAUUCGUACCGCGAUCAUGGCCAAAAUAUAGUCAGUGUGAUCCCAUUUCCUCUAAACGGGCAUUUUUUUCGAGCUUUCCAGGAAAUAUGUACAAAUUUCAACAUUUCUCACCUCAGAAUUAACAAAAAAGGAAUGAAUUUUAAUUAAUCUUUUACCUCAUUUAGGUGAGAAAUGUUUAAAAAGCCCCAUAACUUGCUUAUUGUGCACAAGAAACGAAGGGAAAAUAAACUUAAGAUAAUGAUAAGUUUUACCAAGAGUGUAUUUUAAAGAAUAGAGCUCCCUAUAAGUUGCAUUUCAUACAAGACGGCCCAUAAAACAAGUGAGAAAUGAUGCGAGAACUGUUCAGAGCAACUGUCACGCAAUUCCUUGUUUCCUAAAAGUAACUGACAGAAGAAUUCUACCGACAUAAAAGUUUCUUUAGGGCUAGGAAGUAGCCCUUCAGGCAAAGUAACAACUGAUAAAGUCAUGGGGAAUACAAUAAAAAGUGAGGACUUCUGUAGCAGUGCACUCUAAGUUAAUAUUUUGUUCGGUGACCUCCAGACACAAGUACAGUUUCAAUUCAGUGAGUCACACUUGAAAUGAGAAUAUCGAUAUUCUCUGGAUAGAAAAUAAUCAAUCAUCAAACACUCCGAAACUUAUGCAUUAAGCUGUUCAAAUGAAUCCUUUGUAAAAAUCUGUGUUACAGCCUCUUCAUCUAAGUAACAUUUGAUCUGGUUAUCUAAAUUUUCUAUGCAAAUAAUGGACGCAUAUCAGUCUCAGUAUAUCCUUUUGGGCCUUCUUCGCACUCUUGCUUGUCUGGGUCGUUGUCCAUUAAAAAGAGUCUUCUUGCGUUUCUUUUCGGCCUUGCCUGACCAAAUGCUGUAUUAAAAUGGUUCCUUAUUUAACUGAGCGAAGAAAUUGGCGUUCAUUUUCUCAUAAGGUACAGUUAGUGUUACCCCUUUUCUACAAGCGAUGGCGUCAGCCAAGUCCUUAGAGCCUUCAUUAAUAUCAUUUAAUGAAAACGAAAGACCUUCUCCCUUCUGUCGCCAUAUCAGUGAUUUUUUUUUACGUUUCGUUGUAUUUGUGGACGAAGGACACGGCAUGUAAAUUAAAGGCCACCUCGUUUCAUUCGUCCAAAGCAGAGGAUUUUUCGCAACUGGACGUUUCAGGUUUUUGCGGAAUCGUACACGCAACUUGCGAUUGUUUUCACUUAGAAGCCCAUUUUUCUCUGCUUGUAAAUAUGCGUAACCAUUUUCAUUUAGAUAAUGUGGAAAUGUUUUGUACUUGCCAUUUCAAACCUAAGCCCACUCUGCUCCACGAUGAUUUUUUCCUGUAAUGUUUUCACAGUUUCUUGCCCUUGAGUACGUUGAGGAUACUUAAUAAGCAUGCAUUUGAAACCGUUCAUCUAUUCGCCUCCGCUCUCGGAAUAAAUAAUACUAACAAGGUAACACCUGGUAACUUUUUUAACAUUGCUAUACCUACAAAUCCACAACUUUUCUCUAAGUUUCGUAAUGUUUAAAACUCGUUUUCCUAUAGAAGGGGUUUUCAGACAACCCUGGUCAAAACUCUUGGGACACUUACGCAAUAGCUUGUCAAAUUGAGGCAUCUUCCCUCCCCCCUUCCCCCUCGGUGCAAUGUUGGCGUUAUGCAUUGAAGUUUUAAUUCAACACAAUCAACACUGCUUGGGGGAGAGGGGGAGAGCACAAAUAGCCCCUUAUAACAACAUCUCCAAGCCUUUUUAAGAGGUAGAAUACGAGUUAAUUUAGCAAAGUGCGUCUUUGUGCCUAAUUUCCUCAAGUGUCCCAAGACGUUUUGACCAGGGUUGUAGCUUGCAGGAGUAGUCAAAAUGCCGCGCGUAUGAAACACUUUUGAAGAUUACACAUCGUUAUAAAGCCAUUAUGUUGAAACGUAUAACUGUGUUAAUCUUAAUUUAAACAGUCGACUUUGGCGCUUGUCAAAAGUGAGAACCGGCUUGCCGUAUAGGUGAUUUUGGAAAUUUUUUUAACGGUUUCGCUAACGCGUGCUUCGAUCGUCCUGAAUAUUGAAUGAGUGCAAUUUGUAUUGCAAAAUUGUGAAAUACUGCAUUCUGUCCGAGGUCUGUAUGAUAAAAACAGCGCCUCAUGGUACUAUUUCACCUCAGAUGUGAUGUAUACAAAGGUAUAAAAGGUUGGCUUACACGUCCCAGUCUUGUUGGCAAGAUUUUGUAAAGUAAACUUAUCGAACGCAAAAAAUUCGGCCUGAUUUUUUUUCCUAAUGUACUGUGAUCAAGAACCAUUAUGGCUAUGCUAUUUUUUAGGUGUACGUAUAAGGCUAUCAAGUCGAUGUAAGAUUAAUUUCACCCUUAGCUUGGACUGUUUGCAAAUUAUUUUUCUCUAAAAUUACUUAGCCUUUCCGUCAAAAGUCACAUGGAUGUGCUCUAAAGUUAACUGAUUUGUGGAAUACAAGUUUACAAUUGUUUGAUUUAAAUUAUAAGUUCGAGUUAGUAGGAGCUUCGCUUUUAGCCCUGGCUAAAUCUAUAUAUUAUCAAGUGGAUAGUGCUAUCCACCUUUCGUCCAACUGGUCCCUGAUAUAUUUUUUUACUCAUUUUAUAAUUCAAUUUCCAGUAUCAGAUCCGUGUUCACACCAUGUCCAGCUAAAUGACAGAACAAGAGCUGCAGGGGUUCACAGGGGCAAUGUUCUUAAGUGUGACCAAAAAGAUAUGCCGGACACUAAAUGGUACAGGUUUAUCGGUUCAUCUGGAACUAUGAUGCCGACCUCCUGCGUUCCCAAGCAUUACUGCGGCACGCACGCACCUGGAUGGCUCAAUGGGGCUCAUCCCACAAGACUUGGACAAAUUGUUAACGGCCAAGUGUGUUUUCACUGGGGAGGAAGCUGCUGCAACUGGAAAGCAAACAUUCAGAUAAAGAAGUGUAACGGAUUUUAUGUAUAUAAGCUCGGAAAGACUCCUGUGUGCUGGCUUCGGUAUUGUGGCAAUGCGGGAUUCGGUGAGUUGUAGAAUAGUGCCCUAAUGCCUAGGUUUUCGGUAAACUGCCACUUUUCCGGCUCAUAAAAGUCGCCUCUUUUCACUUUUAUUUUUAAAGUAAAGAAAAUUUGGCAAAACUAUCGUGUAAAUUUGCAUUGGAGCUAUAUUAAAUUGCAAAAUUUAAUUUCAGGAUGAAGCAGGAGCCUCCUGGAUGAAGCUGUAACUUGUAAAAAUCGCCACUGAUGGAAAUUUGAAUUAAGAGGAAUCAGGAGCCCGGAAUCUGAUGCCGUUCAGAUCACGCUCAGUAGUCUUGCCAAGUUUUCCUACAACUGAUUGUACUUCACUGACAGAAAAAUAGUUAUAAACGAUUAUUGUUUUGGUUCGAGAGGGUUGGAUGAGCGUUGGAAGGAAGAUCCUCCCGAUAAGAUAAUAAAAAAGUUCGGCGCAUACGAUCACGGGACAAUAUCAGCCCGUCAUUUCCUUGUUAUUGACCGAUAGGUGUAACAUACCUGAAAACGCUUAAAUAAAAUUAAUUAGUGCUCAAACAACUGAAGCCUGCACCUUUAUGUGUAAUUUUGUAGGCCACCCCUGUCUGGGUUGUCUGUCAAAGCGCCGGUGUCUUUUCAUUAAUAUUGUCGGGGACGAUUCAAAUAGAAUAAGGAGGGUUGCAGCGAAGUGCAUAACUGUUGGAUCUUUUUUAUUUGUUAGAUAUAUGCAGAGUAAGCAAUCCCUGCAAAAAUGGCGCCACAUGUACGUCAACGAAUAAUGGUUAUACUUGCCGCUGUAAGCAAGGUUAUCACGGAAGAAACUGCGAACAUGGUAAGCCCCUCAGUUAUUGCAAGCUUAAUAAUCACACGUCAAUUCAACACGAGAAAAAAUUAAACAUGCUGGCGCGCUAAAAUAUGCUAUAAGCUAGAAUUCCAAGACGGCCUGUGUGGCAAAGAAUAUCAUUUUUUAAAGCAACUGGUAAAAUGGUUGACCAAGCGUGAUGUCAAUAUGGCUGGAUAUUAGCCAAUAAUUUUUUAGCGUUUUAUGGACCGAGACGAAGUCGAGGUCAAUAUAUACGCAAAAAAGAACGAAGCGAGUAUCCAGCCAUCUUCAACGAACGAAAAGGUUGGUCACUGAAAACUUCUUCUUGUGGAACUUAACAAAGAACAUCCCUAGCACGCAAAACAGGCCCAUCUUCUCUGCUCGGGUAGCAAAUCAGAACACAGGAUGCACUUCGUCUUGCCCGCUAACUAAGCCGGCCAUAAAAUAUGAGGAUUACUCCCCCAGUAUUUUUUUAAUUGUGUGUUUUAUAAUUAGAAUACACGUUAUUUUUGAUGCAACAUCGCUAGGAAAUCCAAAGCGUUUAUUAAAAGUACAUCCAUCGAUUCAAAAACUUGAAUUCGGGAACGGCCAUUGAAAGGCAUUCAAAACUGACUUGCUUUUCUUCUAGAUGUGAACGAAUGUAAUUCUAGACCUUGUCGCAAUGGUGGAACGUGUGAGAAUCUUCCAGGAAGCUACAGAUGCAAAUGCAGAACAGGAUUCCUUGGUCAACACUGUGAAAUCGGUAAAUAAUUUGAACGUUAUCCUGGUGUUGGGUUUUUCAGUAGCAAGUCUAGAUCGCGUAAAAUUUAGCUUCUAUUAGUGAUUUUAAAGUUUUUUGUUUUUUGUUGUCAUAGUGACGUCGAUUUUACUUAAAAGUGUAUUUCAACAAACUUCAAUCCAAAGUCAGUUAGAAGUAAAAAUUUGAUAGAGAUCGGAAAAGGAUAAACUCACAUUUUAGGCGAUUGAAAAAUAUCGGUAUCGAAACGCGUUUAAUUCUGUUAUCCUAAAGGAGUAACUUUAUGUCUAUGUUAAAUUGUUAUUUUUUAUAAUUUGUAUUGUAGUAUUUGAUGAGUGCAAACAUUACGUGUCACUGAGUGAUCGUCAGCGAGCUGCAGGAGUCCACAGAGGCAACACCCUGAAAUGUGACCAGAAAGACCUGACGACCCCCAAAUGGUACAGGUUUUCUGGAGCAGCUGGUACUCAGAUGCCUACCUCAUGUGUGCCAAUACAUUACUGUGGAACACACGCACCUGGAUGGUUAAGCACCGCGCACCCGACAAGAACUGGUCAGGUUGUUAACGGCAAAGUGUGCUUUCACUGGAGUAAUAAAUGUUGUAAUUGGCAUGCCAACAUCCAAGUAAAAAGGUGCAAUGGAUUUUACGUUUACAAACUUGUAAAAACACCCGUGUGCUGGUUACGGUACUGUGGAAAUGCAGGAUUUGGUGAGUAAAGGGGUUAAACCGUUUAUUGUCUGAUAAAGUUCUCUAAUUUAAGAGCUUAAGUGCAAGCACGAAGUUCAUGAGGAAAAUGUAGAUUUAAGAAAAAUAAUUAACUAACUUAUCAUUCAUUUUACAUCUCUCAAAACUCCCCAGACCCAUGUAAAGCAAGCAGGCCUUGUCAAAAUGGCGCAACAUGUGUUAAUAACAACGGUGAUUACAUAUGUCGCUGCAAGCCUGGUUACCAAGGAAGGAACUGUGAACAAGGUAAGUAACCAACCUUUGUUUUUUAUUUAUGAAAGUAGAACAAAAAAUUUAUAUUGUGCCGUUUAAAGUAAUAUUUAGGAGGCUUGCUUUUAAAGAAGUCGUAAAAAAUGCUAUUUCUGGGAAUCUAUUUUAACGAGCGUAAUAUUUUUUUGGAGUUUUACUUGAUGGAGUUAGAUAAGAAAAUAAGUUAAUAACACUGCUUACUUGCAGACGUCAAUGAAUGUACUUCUAGACCUUGUCGCAAUGGAGGAACGUGUCAAAACCUUCCAGGAAGCUACAAAUGUAAAUGCAAGCCUGGAUACUUGGGCAAUGACUGUGAAAUCGGUACAUAUUUUGCAUUCUUAAUGAGUCUUGAUUUGUUGCUUUACAUCAAAUUCUAUCUGUUACUGUUUUUAUCCGAAAAAACGUUGAUCACAACACUUGAUUAAGAUUGUUCAUUGCUUUAUCCUGAAAAACGUAACGAAAUGGGAAAGAAACAAUACUUAUGGAUCCAGUGUACAGCUAUAUAAAUAAAUAAAAAGUAUGCAUUGCGUCAAAAUUAGCAAAAAAUUUUCAUUUUCUGUAUCUUUACCUUAGUAUUUGACGAAUGUAAACACUACGAACAACUCAACGACCGUCAGCGUGCUGCAGGUGUGCACAGAGGAAAUACUCUGAAAUGUGACCAGAAAGACCUGACCACCCCAAAGUGGUACAGGUUUAUUGGAAACGCUGGCAUUCAGAUGCCAACCUCCUGUGUUCCAAAACAUUACUGUGGAACACACGCACCUGGAUGGUUAAGCACUGCGCAUCCAACUAGGGUUGGACAGAUCGUUAAUGGCAAAGUGUGCUUUCACUGGGGUAAUAAAUGUUGUAAUUGGCAUGCCAACAUCCAGAUAAAGAGAUGUAAUGGAUUUUACGUUUAUAAACUGGUCAGAACACCUGUUUGCUGGCUUCGAUACUGUGGAAAUGCAGGAUUCGGUGAGUGAAGUGUUUUAUCGCGCUGAUCUAUGCCAUGAAUCAUGUAUUUACAAACCAAGAUAAGACUCCCGCAACUUUUUCUCUUAAUGUAGCUGUCCGGUGAAUUUAAGCUCGGUUUACAGAAAAUCAUGGGAAAUAAUUAGUUUUGGGCUUACAUAGUGAUUGUGUCUACUUAAUAUAGUCAACGAGCCAAGGAAAUCGAAAAACCAGCGUAAAGCGAGCUUUUAUGAAACAAUAACCACAAGAAAUAUGUUUGGAAUGUUUCAGUGUUGCAAGGAGAAAGCUAAUCAGGCAUAAAAAAAAUAAGCUGUAAUAACAACGAUUAGCUUUUUGUUCUGUGGCUUGCUCGUUAUUGUUGUGAACGGUCAAAAAUUAAGAACUAUCCUGAAAUAUUUCAGUUGUUUGCCUUUUUCUGCGCUUCAUUGUUAAUAACGAUGUCAUCUUCAAACCCAUCUAGACCCAUGCAAGGCAAGCAAGCCUUGUCAAAAUGGCGGAACAUGUGUUAAUAACAAUGGCGAUUAUGUCUGUCGUUGCAAGCCUGGUUACCAAGGGAAGAACUGUGAGCAAGGUAAGACCAAUAGUAAUAACAGACAUUACAUACUUUUUCAUCGGAACAACAUAUUUUGACACUAUCCUACUUAAAGUCACAAGAAUCCCUUACUUGAGUUCCUUAUCUAAUGUGCUUGUAAAGAUUUUCUCCGAAGCUGCCUGGGCUACGAAUGCUUGCAGACUAUAAGAGAAACAAACCAGCAGUUAAAACAUUCGGAUACAUUACAAAUUCAAGAGUAUUUUCCUUUAUAAAAGACUGUCUGAACAUAGUUAUUAGAGGAGACUGGUUAUGAAAAGCGGCAAACAUCAAUGAUAAAAACAACAGUGCUGCAGUUUAUGUUGGAAGCACCCUGAAAGUGCACAAUCCUUUGUUUUCUGUUGGCAAAUUGUUAUCAAAAACAUAUAACAAAGGAGUCUGACGGGUUUCAUAACCAUUCCACUCAAUUAACUAAGGUCUGAAGGAGAAUAUAAGAAAUGAAUUAAGUGAAACUCAAAAGUUGACCCUGUUUGUUCUCUACUGGCAGAUGUAGAUGAAUGCAACAGUAGACCUUGCCGGAAUGGAGGAACGUGUCAAAACCUUCCAGGAAGCUACAGAUGUCAAUGCAAGCCUGGAUACUUGGGCAAGCAAUGUGAAAUUGGUAGGUAAUUUGCAUCCUAAUUAUUUCAUGUUUGUUUUUUGUGAAAGUUUUUUCUUCGUUGUUUUAUGCUUAAAUUUAUUUAGCUGUUACAUUUUGCCCGAGGAAUCGAUGAUAAUAAUCGAUGAUAAUCAUGAACGAGGAUCAUGAUCAUGAUGAUUUAUCAAACUUGUCGUUUCUCAAACUAUCUGUAUACAAAUAAUCAGUUACUUUGUCUGGAUGUUGGGUAAGGAAAAUUUGAAAUGACUCCUGGGUCCAAACCUUUCACGAUAAUAAUAAUGUCCUUUGUUUACUCUCGGUAGUAUUUAUUUAUAGCACUUAUGCUAGUGGGGCUUAGCAAAUGCCUGAAACAAAUAAUUCAAAUCCAACUUACAUAACAGGGUAAAGAAUCCCAGCUGGCUUCAGGCGAACCAGCUGGAAAUUUACAAUCAUUAACGAGGACCAUGAUCAUGAUGCUUCAUCAAACUUGUCGUUUCUCAAACUAUCUGUCUACAAAUAAUCAGUUACUUUGUCUUGAUGCUGGGUAAGGAAAACAAAAAAAAUAACGGGAGCUGUGUAAGAAUAUUCGAAAUUGCGAAAGGCCAAUAAUUAGAAAAAAAUAGUCUUUUAUAUCAUUUAUUUACUGUAGUAUUUGAUGAAUGUAAACACUACGAGCAACUGAGCGAUCGUCAGCGUGCUGCAAGUGUCCACAGAGGAAACACUCUGAAAUGUGACCAGAAGGACUUGGCAACCCCCAAAUGGUACAGGUUUACUGGAGCAGCUGGCACUCGGAUGCCAUCUACCUGUGUUCUAAAGCAUUACUGUGGAACACACGCACCUGGAUGGUUAAGCACUGCACAUCCAACAAAGGUUGGACAGAUCGUUAACGGCAAAGUGUGCUUUCACUGGGGUAAUAAAUGUUGUAACUGGCAUGCCAACAUCCAAAUAAAGAGGUGCAACGGCUUUUACGUUUACAAACUUGUAAGAACACCUGUAUGCUGGCUUCGAUAUUGUGGAAAUGCAGGUUUUGGUGAGUUUGAGAUAAUCUGUAUUAUAGUAUCACGGAUUUUACUCGGUAGAAGCAGCUGUCUCUGACGCGCCUGAUUUUGAAGUAAAAAAAAAAGGAUUAAUCUUCUUUGUCUCCAGUAGCAUCAAAAAGGACUUCUGUAUGUUGGUUGCGUUACUGUGUCAGUGCAGGAUUCGUUGAGAACGCGUUGCAACAAGAAAAAAAUAAAAAAGUGUUCGAAAACAUUGAACCUCGCUUUGCGUUAUCGAUAUUAUGUCCUAAGGGAAUAUCCAAGGGACCUAAAGUUUCUGUAAUACCUGUAUAGUGCAGUUGUAGUGGACAAGUAGUAGUUUUGGUGGUAACUAUCAUUAUCAUCAUCAUUGUCUUCGUCGUCGUUGUCACCAUAAUCAUAUAGUUCCUUUUCCUCGAGACUGGAACUGACCAGGAACUAGGCUUUUCCAAACUUUUAUAGACACUACAAAGUCGUUUAUUUUUUUUCCGUAAUCAGUUGAGGACAUUUUUGUACGGAGUGUUUUUUAAUCCUACUCCAAACGCCCAAAAUCUUGUGAUAGAAAACAUCCAUUUUCCGGUCUGGGAACCUCGGCCAUUGAUCUGGCAUGUUUAGUAGACCCACCAUAACCCCUGCCCGUGUAGCUCAUGGCAUCAUUAAGACGCGAAAGGCUCAUCACCAUAACAAAGGUGACAUGCCCUGCGUAAAGUUGUAGUAGUAAUAGCAUUAGUUAAGUACUCCUUUAAGAUAUAACUGUCUAAAUUUGUUUUGUGUAGAUGAAUGUAAAGUAAGCAGGCCUUGUAAGAACGGGGCUACUUGCGUUUCAAGUCUCGGAGGUUAUACUUGCCAGUGUGUUCCGGGCUUUCAAGGAAAGAACUGCGAACAAGGUAGGUACAUGAUAUUCCUGGUCUACCAGACCAGAAUGGUCAUCUAGAGAAUUCCCCUAAGAAUCAGGACUGUCCAUCCAGAUUUGUCUAGUUGAGUAAAAACUUCUGCAAAUCCUACUUCAUAUCCAAAUGACUAGUCCAUCCGACCGGUUCUGUGUUUGGUUAGAAAGCGUAAUGCUUUAACUCUGGAAAGGGAAUCGACAGACUGUGAUAUCGUCACGAAAAAGACUGAUCCAACUGAUAAUCGUCUUUUUUUAAUACUUGUCAAUACAGUAAGCUAAUGUUAUUGCGAAUGCUGUAUAAUAACUACCGGCACUUUGUUCUUUUUUAGAUGUUAACGAGUGUAUAACUCGACCCUGCCUUAAUGGAGGUACUUGUCAGAAUCAACAUGGAAGUUACAGUUGCACCUGCAGGCCAGGAUUUACCGGAAAGAAUUGCGAAAAAGGUAAUUAGGUGGAUUGAUACCACAGGGGAAGUAAGCUCAUUGUCAAAUACAACUGAGGAUAGGAUUGUAAAGCACGUUUCAAAACAUUGUUUUAAACACAUCUGAAUAUAAAUCAUAAUCCAAAUUAACAGGACGUGCCAUGUUUCAAGUUCUAGGACAAAAUUAAAAUGCAGCUUAAAAUAGUUCAUUAUGAGGUGCGGUUCUUUGAGUUAAAACAGUAUACCUUCAACAAGUUCUUUACCACCAAUUUCUGCUUCAUGAGAUAAAUAGCGUGAAGCCUUCGAUUCAGAUUUGAGAUUUAGCUUAACUGACUUAAGAGUAAACGGUAACAACUAGGUCCAAUGGCGUAGAAACUGAUUCAGUAUUCUCCUCCAACCUUGUUCUUGCUUAUUUCUAAACGAUUUCUUGUUAUAGUACUUGAUGGCUGUGUGAAUUACAAAGUUCUUGACGAACUGAACCGUUCAGCAGGCUACACGGGUGCCCUUGCUGAUUGCGACCAAACUGCACUGAACUCACCAGCGUGGUACCGUUUUAACGGAUCUGCUGGUGACAAGAUGGCGGACUCUUGUGUUAGAGAAAGGCAUUGUGGAACGCAUGCGCCUGGCUGGCUGGAUGGAAAUCAUCCGGUUAAUGUAGGCGAGGUCGUUGAAAGGCAAGUUUGUUUCCACUGGGGCUCCAACUGCUGUAAAUGGUCUGUGAAGAUUAAGGUGAAAAAGUGUAGAGGUUUCUUCGCGUACGAGCUCCAGCGGACUCCCACAUGUCAUUUACGUUACUGUGGCAACGCUGGUUUGGGUAAGAAGACAUCACAAACUUACAACUAUGAUAACACAUCAUUAAUUCAAUCUCAUAACAACUAGCCAUUACCGUAUUGCAAGUAUAGUACAUUGCUGUGUUUUGUUUUUGCUAAAGCUUCGUAAGCUUCCCCUGGAAAAUACUGAAACAGACGACCCUAAGAUUUAUUCAUUUACUGCUUCCUUACAACACCAGUUUAUUUUUGAUAGUUAGCCCAGGGUACGUAUGGGUCAUGGAAAACCUGAAAAGUCUUUUUGACUUGCAAUGUAAGAAUUUCAUUUUCCAUGGAUGGAAAGUUUUGAAAAAUCAUGGAAAAGUAAAGUUAUGUAGACGCGUAAUUCAAUGCGUUUCAGAACUUAAACGUACUUGCUGGGAAUUAACCUGAGCUUAACGUUAAGUAUAAUAGGGUGCGAAAGAACCGAGAAACCCUGUUUUCGUCCAGUCUAGCAACAGUAAAUUAUCCAACAUUAAUGCUGUCUUAUUUACUCUUUCUUCUUUUUUACUCUAAGCUGUGAAUGAGUGUGUUAUUCUCAAGCCUUGUAAAAACGGCGCAACUUGUUAUGAUUUAUUGAACGGAUAUCGCUGCCACUGCGUGCCAGGAUACCAAGGAAAGCACUGCGACCAAGGUACUGUCGAACUUCUUUUAUGAAUCCCAACAUUUAUAUAACUAUUAUAGCACAGUUACUUUUUUAAUCCGGAUCCCUUCGGAAAGGCGUAAGGGAGAGCUGGGUCGACUGAACGAAAAUGCGCGGAUACGUUUUAUUAAUGAAACACUGAAUGAAUGUUCCCUGGCAAUAACUAAAGACUCCCAGGAUUAUUUCCAUUUUCAACUAUGGUAUAAUCUAAUUUUUCUAAGGACAUAUAAUUAGUAUUAGUCUUAUUUCUUUACUUCUUCCUUUUUUGACAAAGGUUUCUGACAACGAAAAGUUUAGAGAAGAAGCUCAAGAAGAGCUUAUUUUAUUUUACUAGAUAUCAAUGAGUGCGUCACAAACAAUCCAUGUAAGAAUGGUGCGAGUUGUGAAAACAGCAUUGGUAGUUACACUUGUCGUUGUACAAUCGGAUUCAAUGGCAAACACUGCGAUCAAGGUAAAAUAAAACAGCUUGGAAGGUAAUGUCGACCUUUUUCUAGCUUUGUCAGUGUUUGUCUUUCAGCCAUUUCAGACUAAAUGUAGAAUUGUUACAGAGACCUCUGUUGAUACAAUCCUCUUCACAUCACGUUGGGAAACCCAGUGCAAAAACCAUGAUACAGCGACAAAACGUUGUGCUCUUUCCCUCCCAGUUUUGAAUUUUUUUGCUUCUGUGAUGCAAACUGGCAUCAUUGGGAGGGCAGAAAACAUCCCAGCUGUCCCAACUAAUGUGACGAGGAUUGUAGUUGUAAUAAGUAUCCAUCACCUCUCGGCAUAUGCAUCGUGAAACGGCGUCUUAUCCCUUUGUUAACUGUGUUUAUAUUACUGUAUUACGGUAAAAGUAGGAGAAACAGGAACAUAUAAAAAUAGGAAUAUAUGAAUAGGAAUUUCUACCUUGUUGGUUACUUGUCCAGCCAAAAAAGGCCUUUAGAGUUUCAUUUUUAUGGCUGCAACCAUUCUUGAGAAGCUCUAAAACUUAAAUAUGCACAAACUCAUUCGAAAAAAAAGACAAAUAAUGGCCUUAAACUUUAAACCUUUUCAGAUGUUAACGAGUGUGCGGUUAACAAUCCAUGUAAGAAUGGCGCCACUUGUGUUAACAAUGUUGGCGGAUAUCAGUGUCUGUGUGCCCCAGGAUAUCAAGGAAAACAAUGCGAUCAAGGUACAAGCUGGUUUUUUUUUGACCAGUUAUUUAAUUUAUGCCGCAUUUUUCAACCAAUGGCAUUGUAUUGUAAUUAUUCCUGAAGAGAUCAACGAUUUCCUCUCCAAUUUCUAAAAAAAAGGAUCUGCAUAAGGAACUACUUCAUCUGGACAUUUUUACAGCAGGCGUAAGGCCAACUUGAUUUCGUUGCUGUUUUUUGCGCGUUCUGAAUGAAAGGAAGCUCGCAUAAAGACCACAAUAAUAACAGUAGCAACUAUUCAACCUCUCUGAAAUUGUAUAAACCCUCUUCAUAUUUUUAGCAAUGUCGAUAUCGACAUACAGCUGCUUACAUACAUUCAUGCAUGAAAUAUAGACAAAAACUUGUUCUUUAAUCAUAGCCUUUAUUUUGAUUUAAGUUUAAAUUUCAUAUAAAUGAAUGCAGGUAAUACAAUGUACCCUCUCGGAAUACUGAAGUAAAGUUGUUGUCGUUAUGUUAUUUAAUGUUAAAUAUCGAAUAGCGCACCCACCCAUAUUUGAUCAAAUUUUGAAGAUAAAAACAAAGAAAUAGAUAAAUAAAAGAAACAAACGAAAAAGAAAAAUAAUAGAAAUAAACAACUCGCAGCCUCAUGAUUUUGUGGGUUAUUUCAGAUGUAAACGAAUGCAUCAUCAGUCCCUGUAAAAACGGGGGAACUUGCGUGAAUCUAAAGGGAAGCUACAGAUGUGAUUGUACACAAGGAUACACAGGCAAACACUGCGAACAAGGUUAGUUAAUGUGCCAUUUGUGCAAACCAACAAAACACCACGUCCAUCGUAGGCGAGCGUCGCUCAUAUCAAGAACUGCUGCGACUCCAGGCCAGAAGUUGCUGACACAUUACAAAAGAUCUUUCAUUGUGUUCGCUUUAAUUUAAAUGUAACUUAUAGAAUUCUGUGAUUGAAUGACAAAUGAUUUCCUCAAAAGCUCUUCCCUCAUUUAAAACAGAAAGUUAACUUUACCUUUAAUACGUUUCAGAUGUCAACGAGUGCGCUGUUAACAAUCCGUGUCAAAAUGGCGCUACUUGUGUUAAUAAAGUUGGCGACUACCAGUGUCUUUGUGUCCCAGGAUAUCAAGGAAAAAAUUGUGAUCAAGGUGAGUUAUUUCUCGGUACAGUAAAAACCAAUCAGCACAGUCAUAAUUAACUGCGAUAAACCAUCUAUCUGUUGCUUCUCACUUUUAGAUGUCGACGAAUGUCAGUUUAAUCCUUGCAAGAACGGUGGAACUUGUUCAAAUGUUCCUGGAAGCUAUAAUUGCAAGUGCGUCAGUGGCUAUAAAGGAAAGGAUUGUAAACAGGGUAAGAAAAUAACAGUAUCGAGAACUUUAUCUUUUGGACACCUUGACGGAUUUUCCCAAAAAUGCACUGACUAAACGAUUGACUGUUACUGAGUUCCGUUGUAAAAACGUGCCUUCUUGUUUAAUGAUAAGUUGUGAUGUGGUAAAAGACGCAAUUGCUCUGUCUUUUAGCACAAAACAACCUGUCUCUCUUCCCAUUGAAUCCUGCAGCAUCAUCUAUUUUUCACAAGAAAAUUACUUUUAUUUGCCUUUUUAGAUUUAAACGAGUGUGUAGUGAGUAAUCCAUGUCAAAAUGGCGCCACUUGUGUUAACAAUCUUGGUGGCUACCAGUGUCUUUGUGUCCCGGGAUACCAAGGAAAACACUGUGAUCAAGGUGAGUUCUUUCGCAAGCCGGUAAAUAUCAUAUUUAUUAGGUGAAACUGUUAUAUAACGAGUGUGCGCGAAAUUUCCCGGUAAAAUUGCGAUGGAACACAAAGAAAACGCGACAGGAAAAAAGCUUUUCCUUUUAAAGCUUUUAUAGCUUUUCAAUCUCCGAUUUUUCCUCUUAAAAUUGUUAACAACAACAAAAAAAAACACUGAAGUAAGUCUCCCUUUUGUUUCUCAUUUUUAGAUGUUGAUGAAUGCCAGAUAAAUCCUUGUCAGAAUGGAGGAACUUGUUCAAACAUACAGGGCAGCUAUAACUGCAGUUGUGUCACUGGGUUUACAGGAAAAAAUUGUGAAAACGGUAGGGAAUUUACUGUGUUUACUGAGUGUCAUUAUUUUUUGUCGCAAACUACAUUGAAUCACGGAGAAAAAGAGGCCAUGGGUGUCAUCACAAGCAUAUUCACUAUUUAUAAGAUAUUUAUUUUUUUCUAGUUUUAUUUAAUGGAUGGAAAAGGUAAAGAUGUUGUGUAAUUUUAGAUAUUGACGAAUGUCGAAAUAGUCCUUGCAUGAAUGGAGCAACGUGCAUCAACAAUCCAGGCAGCUAUCAGUGUAAAUGCAAAGGCGGCUAUGAUGGCAAACACUGCGAAAACGGUAGGAUGCAUGUGAUGUCUGCCUUGUUUUUUUAAUAAUCUGCCCCUUUUCAAUUACUUUUACUUUCUCUUUUCUUUUAUUCAAUUCUUUUUUUUUCUGAGCGCAAGACCAUACACUAGUUUUAGUCCAACGAACUUCCUUUUGUGUCUUUUUCCUGUGUAGACAUUGACGAGUGCCAGAAUCAACCAUGUCAAAACGGAGGAACGUGUCAGAAUGAACAAGGCGGGUAUAAGUGUUCCUGUAAAGCAGGCUUUCAGGGCAAGAAUUGCGAAAAUGGUAAGGAAAACAUACUGAAAGAUAUAAACAACAGAAAUCUUAGGUGCCUGCGACAACCAGGCUUCACUGCAAAACAUCGAAAUUUGGUCUUACAGUUGCAAGACGUUUCUUAGAUUUAAAUUUGGUAGAUUUUGAUGCGAAAGAUAUUUUUGUAAUGUAAUAAUCGUUAGCAUGCAAAGUAUCUACGACAGUUUAUCAGGAAAAAACUCAAACUUGAAAAUGACGUCACUAUAGCACCGAAAAGACUAUAAAUCUUAUCCGCAUUUUUAUUAUUUUUUUUGGAAAGCUUAAACGUGUUUAUUGCCAACGUGCAUUAUUAAAUUAGGGACUGUGCAAUAAUUAUCAGGGGGAAGGAAAUAAGCCAAACAUAGGAUAAUAUUACGUUGCGCCCGCUCCCAACAAAGGCAAAUUAGACCUGAUCCCCCUCCUGGUUACUUAAAAAUUAUGACCAGCCCCUCCACCACUCCCGACUUGCACAUGCAUGUUCUUUCGUUAUGUAAACUUAUGAACUGUAACGUUUUUUGACGGCUGUGUCUGGAGCAUUAACUCAAAACUACGUUGUGAUACACAGCCAACCAUUUCAGAACAGUCCCAUUAGGUAUCGUCUUUUGAAUCCUUCUGUAUGUGAAUCACUGGAUUGAAGUUCUGAGUCAUUUGCGUCAUUACAUUCGAUCUAGUUGAGUCAUGACCAGCACAAACAUAUCUCAGAACGCGAGCUACUAGCCUCUCUUUCCCUUCACUGAAUUGUUGACUUGUUAAUAGUGCUGCUUCAGGUACAGUCUUAACUGUUUUUCGCUCAGCGAACUACUCCCGCAGAUCUUCAUUCUUUUACCACCAGAUGGCAUGAGAUGGCUUCUUCCUCUGAAUGAGAUUCAGUAAGAUCUGCCGCUCCUUAAGAUAACUGGGGAGAGAUGAAGAAAGUCAUUUUUUCUAGGAUCUAGGCUCAUCAUGAAUAAAAUCUGACACUUCCCUAGCCAACUUCCAAGUAUUCCCCACUUUCCAUUAAGAGCAAUAUUCUUCGAUCUCUCUUAGCGUCAUGUUUUCGUCAUGUCUGUAAUGUGAUCGAAUAGGAGAGGCAUCCUCGUAUCCCGCUAUUCGCACAAUUUUCGCGUUUGCUGAGGUUCACCUGGCACUUCCGUUGGGCUGAAAAUGUGUUUACUUGAGUAACUGCUAUAGAAGGGACACAUCAUUUUGUCUCAUAACGAGACACCCCCCUUUUUUAAAAAUCCUGGACACAACCCUUUUCUGUUAAGUAAAGAUAAGCUAAAAUAUCAGGUAACCAGGAUUAUCUAUGGCCUUGUUACUAAUUAUUGCUAGUUCUUUGUUAUAUUUUGAUCACAUAUAAAUCAUGUUUUGUUCAUAUAGCAUGAAAUCAGUAUCAUUGUUAGUGAGACAGCUUGUCCUUAAGAAAAGUAGAUACAACCCCUCUUCUUGAAAGUAAAACGUAAGGUGUUGCCCCUCCUCCUUUUGACCAUUAUUUCAUAUGGUACCCCCCUUUCAUAUGGUUUUAUAACCCCCUCCUGGUAAUUAUCGCACAGUCCCUGAAAUCCAUUUGAAAUUAAUAUUGACAAAUCCUCUAUCGUACAUCCAACUGUAUUUUUUUAUAAUAACAGUUUGCUAAAUUUGUUGCCUUUUCAAACUACAUAUUUUAACAAUUACCUGACUCUCUUAAAAUAGUCAUUAAAAAUAAAUGUUAUACUUGAACAUGCUUUGAUUAGAUGUGGACAAAUGUAAGAGUUCCCCCUGUAAAAACAGUGGAAAAUGUGUCAAUUUGCCUGGCAGCUUUAGAUGUGACUGUACACAGGGAUUUACAGGCAAACUUUGUGACCAAGGUGACUAUCAAGCGCUUUUUUAAACUUUCAUGGCUUUAUUAUAAAUAAGAGUUUUAGUUAGCUUUGAUGUCUUGCGAUCAUUUUCAAAUGACUAUGAAAUUAAACUUAAGUUUAUUCAACUAUUGUCAUACUUCUCGCUGAUUUCAUGGAUUGGAUGCUUCCUUGUUUUGGCAGAGGUUUCACGUUUUUAUUUUCUUCCCAACUUUACUUUGGUUUUGUUUCGGGGGUACAGCUUUUGCGAUAGUGCAACUAGUGUCAGGUAAACGGGAAAAUCGUUCCGACGUUCUAGCGAGAGAUCGUUCUUUUUAAUUCUUUUUAACCCCCUGUAACCCCUUGUCACCCCCUGUAACCCCCUGUCACCCCUUGUAACCCCUUGUAACCCGUUGUAACCCCCUGUAACCCCUUGUAACCCUUUGUAACCCCCUGUAACCCCUUGUAACCCCCUGUAUUCCCAUGUCAUAAAUCGUGAAAAUAAAUCGUGACAAAACGAUUUUCGACGUUUUAUCUUGCAAAGAAGCCUUUCUGAACAACAAAAACAUCGGUUUCAAAAACCCACAAAAUUGGCAUUUUUGCAAAGGCGUUAGUCCAUGGUUUUGGUCAAAAAUUUGAAAUUUUGUCAACGUUUCGUUUUAUGCAAAAUACACUCAGAAAAAGUAUUUGGCUACGUUCUCGUUAGAAAACAAGCCUUUCUAGACAAUAUAAACAUGGAUUUAAAAAGAAGGCAAAAUUGGCAUUUUUGCAAAGGGGAUAGUCCAUGAUUUUGGUCAAAAAGUUGAAGUUUUUUCAUGUUUUGUGUUUAUCAAAAAUAGAUCGAGAAAAAGUGUCGGGUACUUAACUGGAGCAAACAAAGACGUUCGCUUUAUACCAGGGGGCUUUUUGGGUGGCUUCGUUGCCUUUAGGUCUUACGUUUUACUUAUUUAUUUUUUUAUAAUUCUGUUAAGAUUAAAAAAAAAAAGAAAGAAAUUAAGGUGAUUCCCUGGUUUUGCACUGCGCAUCUAUUACUGCGCAUAACAAGAUGGCCGCCGUAUAAAAGAGCAUUUGAAGUAACAUUAUUAAAAUGAAGUUGACUGAAGAGAAAUGCUAUUGGAAUUUUUGCUUGCUGUUGUUUCUUACCGAGGUGAGACUCAAUAUGUUGGGAAUGUGCAUAACGUAAGCAGACUCAAUAUGUUGGGAAUGUGCAUAACGUAAGCAGUACGCGUGUUGCUAAGUUCGACUUCCUCUCGGAGAACCUCGAUAGUGGAUGUUUAACUUGUGCUUUCUCACUUUGAUUUUUCAUUUGAACGCUUUCUUUAUCAUAAUUAUUGUGUCCUAAAUGUGGUGUAAAUUCUGUAAAAAUGGAUUUUUCAAUACUUUCUUCACCCUUUCACAUACAUUCUAUUUUGAAACUCGCCCCAGUCCUCUCUCAAAAAUCGGAGAAAAUGCAUUUGGUGCGCACUUUUUGCAGCUCUACUGCAAAAACGAGUACGGUGACCCCCAUUUUUAUUCAUGAUUUUAAUAAGGACAGUGCUUCCUUUCGAUGAGAAAAAAAUUGGCACAAAUCUAUGCUUUUUUUGGCAAUUUCUUAAAUUGUACGGAUUGAACUAUGACUGGUCGAAUAGAGCGUGUCCAAUUUAAUUCCACUUUGGAGCGUAAAGCAAAAACAAGGGCAUUAAAAAGCAUUUUUCUGGUACGUUAGUUUAUAUACAAUCCAUGAAAGUCAAAUUCUGUGUGAUACCACAUGCAUAAUCGAAAAAUCUCUCCUUUUUGUCUAGUUUUGGGCUGCCCGCGGUUCUUGUAAAAGAGUCCUAAAUAGCCUUAUUUGUCAGCAUUGUGACGUCAAAACGAGCACGGUGACCUCCACUUUUUAUUACUUUUUUAUCAUCUUCUUGACUUGUUACAUCAGUGUACCAAGUUUCAUCUACAAUCUAUGUUAUUUUCUUUUACUAAGGAAUCACCUUAAUUCAUAAAGGUUCUAGAGUUUAGUAGGCCAAAAGAAGUACGUUAUAUGUUCGUACUGAAUCACAUGAAUGAGGCAAGCCAUGGAUUCGCCAUUUAACAAGCUUCUCCAUGUAUUGGCAAAGUGUUAACUGGUAAUUCAUGCUUUCUUUAAAUUAUUGUGUAGACAUAAACGAGUGUUCCACCCGCAGUCCUUGUAAAAAUGGCGCUACUUGCGUUAAUACAUUCGGUGGAUAUCAAUGCAACUGUGCUAAAGGAUUUCAAGGAAAAGAUUGUGAUCAAGGUGAUUAUCAUUAAAUACUUCCCGUUCCUUUUUAGUAAAGCUGACUUUUUCUUUUGAAGGAUAUAUCAGAUCAUUUUUAGUUCGGUAUUUGUAACCAACUUUUGUUGACAAUUUGUUAAGCUGAAGUGGUAGAAAUUUUCCCUUAUCUCUAUUUCUGCAUUCGCUGUCAUCUAUUUUGCUUUGUUUUUAAAGGGCUAUUAUGCCUUAGUUACCUGGAAUUGGUGUAUUAAAGUCAUGAUAUGGUCUAGUGCACAUGUUAAGUGUUUUGAUAAGAAAACUAUUGUUUCGGUUUAUUUCUUUAGAUGUAGACGAAUGCCAAACUAAUCCAUGUCUGAACGGUGGAAGUUGUACGAACAAACAUGGGGACUACGAGUGUACAUGUCCAGCGGGAUUUAAAGGGAAAAAUUGCGAGCAAGGUAAGAAGAGGAAUAAAGUUAUCAAAAAGGCAGAGAUAAUAAUUGUUGAGCUAAUAAUAUGCUGCCACUAACAGUUCCUUCACUUGGUUUUUGUAGAUGUCGAUGAAUGCGCAAGUUCACCAUGCCAAAAUGGAGGGACGUGUAAAAAUGAGAUAGGAACGUAUAAAUGUCUCUGCUUCCCCGGAUACAAAGGGAAAAAUUGCGAUCAAGGUGGGGUAGAUUACUCUCAUUUGUACUGUUUUCAAUCACACGAGAAAACAGGUUCAGGAGUGUUACUUUAUUUUUUAGAAAGGUCUAAGCCGCGGUAGUAUUAGCUUGUUAGGUAGAGCAGAGGACGAUGUCUCGGGUUCGAUCUUGAAUAUGAUCCAUGCCUUGCUUCAAACUGCAGACACAUAAUUAUUGCGGAUUAGUAUCUUAAAUUUCUGUGCAUAGGUAGUUUGUUUUGUUUCUUUGAUUUAACUGAUCUUUUAAUUAAUCUUGUGGGAAAAUAUAUAACGAUUCGCAAAUAUAAAAUGAAAGUUUAUUGGCCAUUACAGUACCAAGCUGUAUGCCAUUUCUGCGCGCAUCGUGCGCUGGUCGGUUGAAGAUGGAGACACGAUAGAAGUGUGACUGAACAACCCUAGUGUUAUAAGUUUAAAUGAAACUGUUUAUAUUUUAAUCUAGCCAAUAGCAAUAUCGCUGCCGCUGUACCGGGUUCUCGGAUGGAUUAUUACUGUGACAGUAAAAACUCCUGAAUGCCCUUAGCAUAGCCUGUGCGAUAUCUAAAUUAGAAAACGCCUUAAAAUUUAGAUAUUAUAUCUAUUUAAAAGAAGUCAACAAUAAAAACAAUAAAAACCGCCAACAGUACAUAAAAAUUGUUUAAAAAAGUUCAAGUUCCUUCACCUGUACUAAAUAAUAUGGCUAUGCUCUCCAUACGCAUAAAAUAGCGAUCAAUAUAAAUAAUAAUAAAAAUAAUAAUAAUAAUAAUAAUAAUAAUAAUAAUAAUAACAAUUUUUAUUUUAUUUAGACGUGGAUGAGUGCAAGCAAAGUAGCCUUUGCAAGAACAAUGGUACUUGUGUUAACAUACCUGGUGGAUUUCAUUGUCGCUGUCAAGCUGGAUACCAGGGCGAUGACUGUAGUCAAGGCAAGUGAUCUUCACCGAACCUGAAAUCCUAAAAUCCUCACUUUCAGCUUUUCUAAAACCGUUGUCAAACGUUGCCAUAUUGUAUGUUGUUUGGUUAGCAGGGCUAGUAAACGGAGCGACUUAUACCUAGAAGGAUUAUACAUGAACCGGAAUAAAAAUAAUAAAAAAGCUCAUCGAAACAAGCUGCUGAUUUAGUUCAGCUCCAAAACGUCAUGAUUAAUCGAAUUCAUUUCUAUACAAGCUAGAUGGGGCUUAUUUAUAUCCGGGGCGGGGGGCAAGGGGGGGGGGGGGGGGGGAGGGUAACUCUAAGUACAAUAUGGUAGUAUUUUUUUUGUUGGAUUGGAAAAGAUGAAAAAAAAAGUAGAAAAAAAAAAAAAAAAAAUAAAAAAAAAAAAAAAAAAAAAAAAAAAAAAAAACCCUAAAAAAAAUCGUUUUUUUUUUGACUACAACAAAAAAAUAUAAUUAUUAAUCAUUUUUUUUAAAAAAAGGGGAGUUGGGUUUUUUUUGAGUGGGGGGGGGGGGGGGGGGGGGGGGGGGGGUGGAGAAGGUAGGAGGGUUGUAAAUGGGAUAUAUUUUUCUGUUUGAACUAGUAGGCCUAUAAGUGGUUGCGCUUAUAAGCGGUAGUUUACGGGACACGAAGAGUAAAUACUCGCAUAAAAAAACAAAAACCAAAACGUAAACGAAAGGAACGAACCUUACUUACAAUACAAAUUUUUGUUGAUUUUCAUUCAAUUACAUCUUAAACACACAUACUGUACCGAAUUCUUUUUCAGACGUUGACGAAUGCAUUAACAAUCCCUGUCAAAACACCGGUAACUGUACGAAUAAACCAGGGAGUUACGAGUGCUAUUGUAUCGAUGGUUUUGAGGGAAAGAACUUGAAAAAAGGUAACAAAAUCUCCCCCCCAAAAAAAAAAAAAAAAAAAAAAUCCGUCACCAUUGUUUCCUCUGAAUUUUUCCUGGGUGUUACACUCGUCCCAAGAGAAAUUGAAGACAAAUUUCUUUGGGGUGAACAAGGUGCAUUAUGGUCUAUAUAUGUGAAUUAUUUUUGGUGAAUUAUGAUUUAAACUCUGGAGCAUUUAGUGGGUCUUGCUUUAUAUCACCUUUCCCCUGUCGCUCUCUCAUCCCUUUUUAAUUAUGGCCUUUUAUUCUUUCACUCUCCCUACUUCCUUUAUUUCAAUUGUUCUUUUCUUGUAGAGAAAGAGUUCGUUUCACUUGGAUGUUUUCAAGACAAUGCUAACGACCGCGCAAUGGGAAAGUUACUUAAGAACUUACGGCAAUUUAUUGACUGGCGUGAUAUGUCAAAAACAGUCAAAAAGUGCGCGGAGAUUGCCAGGAGUCACUCGUAAGGAUUAAUAUUAGUUUUUGCAUGUUGUUUUCCAGGUCCAUAAUGAAUAUUUUAUUUUUUUUCUACACACUUGUGACAACUUUAUUGUGUCCACCAUCAAUGUAUUACUGAUAAAAACAAAACAUAAUAAUAAUAAUAAUAAUAACAAUAAUAAUAAUAAUAAUAAUAAUAAUGUGUUUACACGGUAAUUAAGAAAAAAUAUCUAAAAUAUGGCAAAAACUUUAUAGACUGCUAAUUUAGCGCAGUUUAUAAUUUGGGAGUCACAAAGAAACGCACUUAGCUUACAUCAGUCAAAAUCGGAAUAAUUCAUUUAAUAUACCAUGCUCUCCACGGAUUUGCAUGUGGUAAAACAUUAACAAUUAUUGGACCGAGGUUGAGCAAAAUAUCGUGAUUUGUCAGUGGCGAGCAGAUCAAUUGUUUGCCGAAGCCGAAUAAGGAAUAUCUUCGGGAAGCGAAGCGAUCUGCCAUUUUCACGCAAGAGCGAUCGCAAGAAGGAGAAAAGGGUGGUGUCAUUUACGCACGAACAGAAUAUUAUUUGCAGCCAAACAAAGUUGGACGACAUUGCGCGUGAGGGGAACAUUAUUUGUUGGCAGUUAUUUGCAGGUCACGUGGUGCGCUCUCAGCUAAUGAAAAGGAAGAAAAAUUUUCAACGAAUGAUAACGUCGUUUGAGAGAUAUUUACGCGCCAAGAAUCCCUUUUCCCUUUAAUUAAGUGCAAGGAUAAGUCCUUUAUUCAUAUGUUUUCCUUUUUGUCUUCAAAGGAUGUAUUACUUUGCUAUCCAGUAUUACGGAGAGUGUUGGGGUGCAAAGGCUGGAACGAAGUAUGACAAGCAUGGACCAGCCAAUAACUGCUGGUCUGGUGUAGGGGGGCCGUUCAGCAACUACGUUUACAAACUGUGAUAAAGUUCCCUUAAGGUUUGUACAAAAAUGAUCACCAGCUCUGGAUGUAUGGAAGAGUGUCAUACCUACUAGUCAAUUUGACAUUAAAGUUAGUCUUACAUCGUACCUCCUAAAAUGACACUAAAACGUAACCGCUAGACCUCCUCUGCCCUCUUCUCGGGCAUCUGUGUCCAGGGUGAGGGAUGUUUUACAACGGCCGUACAAAAAUGGGAAAUCUGUCAAAAUGUUCCUCCUUUUGCGAUGUAAAUACAGUCGAACCUCCAUGUGCGACCACCUCUCGUAAGCGACUACCUCCCACAAGCGACCUCUUAUCCUAAACACCAAAAUUUUCCAAGUCAAAUCUUUAAAGUUGAAACCCCUCGUAAGCGACUGCGAACGCACUGUAGGAUGACGGCUUUAGAAUUUUCCAUUGAUUUUAACCUCUUCAAUAAAAAAUAGUUAGUAGAGGAGACUGGUUAUGAAAGCCGGCAAACAUCAAAGAUGAAAACAAUAGUGUUGCAGUUUAUGUUGGAAGCUUCCUGACCUUGUGCAAUCCUUUGGUUUUGUUCACAAAUUGUUGCUGAAUAAAUUAAUGCAAUGUUUCUAUUGGUCAGUAAGUUUAAAAAAUGUCUAAAUUAAAGCAUCGCGCAUAAAUUCCCUAUCAUCUCAAAGAUAAAUCGACAAAAGACAAAUCGUGACGUGUCACUUACCAAUAUUGAAUUUUACACACUCUUGAACAAUAUAGUGGAAUCAAUGGUGGUUUUUAUUAUGCCAAAUUCUCUUUUUACUGCCAACGCAAUUUACAAAUUGCGUGCAUAUUAGCAAUUGUGUUGAGAAUAGCAUAUUUUCGGGUUGAAUACUAUGUAUUUCAGCAUAAAAAAUUAUAUUGCUAACAGAUAUUUAUAAUUUGCAAUUAUUAAAUAUGCCUAACAAACUCCUAUAAAUUAUUUUUUCUACUUUGCAGUGAUGCCAAGUUCCUUAAUUAAAGAAGAAUUAAAGAAGAAAUUAAAGAAGAAAUUAUUAUGAUAUAAGAGUAUUUAUCCUUCAUUCUAAAUAUGACAUCAGAGAAUAAAGAAAAAGUGAAGGAAGAUGAGACUGUACUUUUUUCUGAUCUCACAAAUGAAGGA
Messenger RNA from Porites evermanni, 30050 nucleotides. The record is from the annotation of a GenBank genome assembly. NCBI's taxonomy places the organism in Eukaryota, Metazoa, Cnidaria, Anthozoa, Scleractinia, Poritidae.